AUGGCAGGGAGGGAAAGCAAGAGCGAAGAGCGGAGAGCGGGAGGGAGAGCAGAGGGGAGAGGAGAGGGAGGGGGCAAGCGGGGGGGGGGGAAAGGGAAAGGGGCAAGAGGAAAGGGAGCGGGGAAGACCCGGGGGGCAAGGAGGAAAGGAAGAGGGGAGAAACCCCAGAGGGCGGAGAGGAAGCGGAGAAGAAAGGAAGAAGCCGAAGCGGGAAGGAGCGGCGGGAAGGGAAGGGCACGAGAAAAAAGCGGAGGAGGAGGGAAGGAAGGGAAGGGCGGGAAGGGGCAGGAGGGCAGGGGAGGGCAAGGAAGAAGAGGAGGGGGAAAAGAGCGAGGGGGAGGGGAGGGAGCGAAAGGAAGAGCGAAGAGAGGAGAGGGGGAAGGGGGGAAAGGGGCAGGGGCGAGAGAGGAGAGGAGGGGGCAAGCGGGGCGGAGGGGAGGGGGAAGACGGGGGCGCCAAGCAGGAAAAGAAGAGGGGAGAGUAGAGAGGGCGAAGACGAAGCGGGGCAAAAAGGGAGAAGGCCAACCCGAAAAGGAAGAACCCGAAGCCGGGAAGGAAGGAGCGGGGAAAGGGGAGGCAGGGGGAAAAAGCGAGGAGGAGGAGGCGAAGGAAGGGAAGGGAAGGGGGGGGGCGGGGGGAGGGGGGGGGGAAAGCAAGAGCGGGGAGCGGGGGGGAGGAGGAAGAGGAGGAGGGGCGGCGAAGCGGGGGGGGGGCGCGGGGGGGAGAAGGCCCGGGGAGGGGAGAGGAAGAAGGGGAAGCGGAGGAGGCAGGAAGAAAGGGGAGGGGGAGAGGAAACCCGAAACCGGACGGGGAGGAGGGAGGCGGGCGGGAGAAAAGGGAGGGAGGAGGAGAAGGAAGAAAGCGGGGAGGAAAGAAAAGGCGGAAGCGGAAGCGGGGGAGAAAAGCGGGAGAGGGAGAGGAAAGAAGAAAGCGGAGGGCGGGGGGCAAGGAAAGCCGACGGGGAGGAGGGAGGAGAGGGAGACAGGCGGGGAGGACGGGGGAAGGGAAGGCGAACCCGAAAAAGGAAGAACCCGAACCCGGGAAGAAGAGCAGGCGGGAAAGAGACGGGGGAGGGAGGGAAAGCAAGAGGGAAGAGCGGAGAGCGGGAAGGGAGGGGGAGAGGAGAGGGAGCGGGCAAGCGGGGGCGGGGGGAGGAAAGGGAGGGGGCAAGCCGCGGGGAAGGCAAGGAGGAAAGGAAGAGGCGAGAGGAGAGACGGGGAACCCGAAGCCGGGAACAAAGGAAGAAGGGGAAGGCGGGAAGAAAGCCCGAAGGCCAAGGGAGAACCCGAAGAAGAGGCAGAAGCGGGAAGGAAAGACGCGAACGCAGGGGAGAGGGGCAAGGCAAGAGGGAGGAGGGCAAAGCCGAAGGGAGGCGGCGAAGUGAAGAAGGAAGAAGAAGCUGAGGCGUACCCCAAUGAGAGGGAAGUGUCACGUUAA
Molecule: messenger RNA, 1437 nt
Organism: Botrytis porri
Lineage: Eukaryota; Fungi; Ascomycota; Leotiomycetes; Helotiales; Sclerotiniaceae
Exons: 1
Coding region: 1-1437 (478 amino acids)
Source: RefSeq, a predicted model, not a curated record